UCUUGCGGUUCACGCGCCUGCCGCCCCAGAUUCGCCACCGAGCCCGGGUCGAAGGCGACAGCGCAGCCGAGGGGGCGCGGCUGAGACGAGCUGCGGGGCCGGGUGCCCGUGGCGGGGGGACAGUGACCCGGGGGCUGAGGAGGCGCGAGACUAGACCUGCGGGGACGCGGGGAAGGAUCGUGGAGCGCUGACCCCCAGCGCAGCCAUGGGCCCCCGCCGCGCGCCCCGCGCCCGGCUCCUGAUGCUCUGCGCGCUGGCCUUGAUGGUGGCCGCCGGCGGCCGCGUCGCCUCCGCCUUCAACCUGGACACCCGAUUCCUGGUGAUGAAGGAGGCCGGGAACCCGGGCAGCCUCUUCGGCUACUCGGUCGCCCUCCAUCGGCAGACAGAGCGGGAGCAACGCUACCUGCUCCUGGCUGGUGCCCCCCAGGACCUCGCUGUGCCUGACGGUGCCACCAACCGGACCGGUGCUGUGUACCUGUGCCCACUCACUGCCUCCAAGGACGACUGUAAGCGGAUGGACAUUGAGGAGAAAAGUGACCCUGACCGUCACAUCAUUGAGGACAUGUGGCUUGGGGUGACUGUGGCCAGCCAGGGCCCUGCAGGCAGAGUCCUGGUCUGUGCCCACCGCUACACCCAGGUGCUGUGGUCGGGGUCAGAGGACCAGCGGCGCAUGGUGGGCAAGUGCUACGUGCGGGGCAACGACCUGGAGCUGGACCCCAGCGACGACUGGCAGACCUACCACAACGAGAUGUGCAACAGCAACACCGACUACCUGGAGACGGGCAUGUGCCAGCUGGGCACCAGCGGGGGCUUCACGCAGAACACCGUGUACUUUGGGGCCCCAGGCGCCUACAACUGGAAAGGAAACAGCUACAUGAUUCAGCGGAAGGACUGGGAUUUAUCCGAGUACAGUUACAAGGACCCGGAAGACCAAGGAAACCUCUAUAUUGGAUACACGGUGCAGGUGGGCAGUGCCAUCCUGCACCCCACAGACAUCACCAUUGUGACGGGUGCACCACGACACCGACAUGUGGGUGCGGUCUUCUUGCUGAGCCAGGAAGCAGGCAGAGACCUGCGGAGGAGGCAGGUGCUGGAGGGCACACAGGUGGGCGCCUAUUUUGGCAGUGCCAUUGCCCUGGCAGACCUGAACAAUGACGGGUGGCAGGACCUCCUGGUGGGUGCCCCCUACUACUUUGAGCGGAAAGAGGAGGUAGGAGGAGCCGUCUACGUCUUCAUGAACCAGGCAGGCACCUCCUUCCCUGCCCAACCCUCCCUCCUUCUUCAUGGCCCCAGCCACUCUGCCUUCGGCUUCGCGGUGGCCAGCAUUGGUGACGUCAACCAGGAUGGAUUCCAGGACAUUGCUGUGGGAGCCCCAUUUGAAGACUCAGGCGCUGUGUACAUCUACCACAGUGGCUCCAGGGGACUCCCCAGACAGCCCCAGCAGGUGAUCCGUGGAAAGGACCUGGGACUGACUGGCAAGGCCACCUUUGGCUACUCCCUGAGUGGGCGGAUGGACGUGGAUGAGAACCUCUACCCAGACCUGCUAGUGGGGAGCCUGUCAGACCGCAUCGUGCUGCUGCGGGCCCGGCCAGUCAUCAACAUCCUCCACAGGACCUUGGUGGCCAGGCCAUCUGUGCUGGACCCGGCACUCUGCACAGCCACCUCCUGUGUACAGGUGGAGCUGUGCUUUGCUUACAACCAGAGUGCUGGGAACCCCAACUACAGGCGGAACAUCACCCUGGCCUACACUCUGGAGGCCGAUCAGGACCGACGCCCGCCCCGGCUCCGCUUUGCCCGCAGCCAGUCGGCCAUCUUCCAUGGCUUCUUCUCCAUGCCUGAAAUGCGCUGCCAGAAGCUGGAGCUGCUUCUGAUGGACAACGUCCGCGACAAACUCCGUCCCAUCAUCAUUUCCAUGAACUACUCUCUGCCCCUGCGGAUGCCAGAGCGCCCCCGGCUGGGGCCGCGGUCCCUGGACGCCUACCCGGUCCUCAACCCGGCGCAGGCGCUGGAGAGCCACACCGAGGUGCAGUUCCAGAAGGAGUGCGGGCCCGACAACAAGUGCGACAGCAAUUUGCAAAUGAGGGCGGCCUUCGUGUCGGAGCAGAUGCAGCCGCAGAGCAGGCUCCAGUUCAGCAGAGACGUCAGGAAACUGCUCCUGAGCAUCAACGUGACCAACGUCCCGAGCCGGGAGCGAGCCGGGGAAGAUGCCCACGAGGCGCUGCUGACCCUGGCCGUGCCUCCCGCCCUGCUGCUGUCCUCAGUGCGCCCGCCUGGGGCUUGCCAGGCCAACGAGACUAUUCUUUGCGAGCUGGGGAACCCCUUCAAACGGAACCAGAGGAUGGAGCUGCUCAUUGCCUUCGAGGUCAUCGGGGUGACCCUGCACACAACGGACCUCCAGGCCCAGCUGCAGCUCUCCACGUCCAGUCACCAGGACAACCUGCGGCCCAUGACCCUGACUUUGCUGGUGGACUACACACUCCAGGCCUCGCUCAGCAUGGUGAGUCACCGGCUACAAAGCUUCUUUGGGGGAACAGUCAUGGGCGAGGCUGGCAUGAAAACCGUGGAGGAUGUGGGAAGCCCCCUCAAGUAUGAAUUCCAGGUGGGCCCAAUGGGAGAGGGGCUGGCAGCCCUGGGGACCCUGGUCCUGGGACUGGAGUGGCCCUAUGAAGUUGCCAAUGGCAAGUGGCUGCUGUACCCUACGGAGAUCACCGUCCGCAGCAACGGGUCCUGGCCCUGCCGGCCACCAGGAGACCUCAUCAACCCUCUCAACCUCACUCUCUCUGUGUCCGGGGAUGGGUCGUCAACUUUACAGCGCAGGCGGCGGCAGCUGGACCCUGGGGGAGACCAGGGCCCCCCACCUGUCACUCUGGCUGCUGCCAAAAAAGCCAAGUCUGAGACCCUGCUGACCUGCACCAAUGGCCGCGCCCGCUGCGUGUGGCUUGAGUGCCCCAUUCCUGAUGCCCUGGUCAUCACCAACAUCACAGUACAGGCCCGGGUGUGGAACAGCACUUUCAUCGAGGAUUACAAAGACUUUGACCGAGUUAGGGUAGACGGCUGGGCCACCCUGUUCCUCCGAACUAGCGUCCCCACCAUCAACAUGGAGAACAAGACCAUGCUGUUCUCCGUGGACAUCGACUCCGACCUGGUGGAGGAGCUGCCAGCCGAGAUCGAGCUGUGGCUGGUGCUCGUGGCCGUGGGUGCGGGGCUGCUGCUGCUGGGGCUGAUCAUCCUCUUGCUGUGGAAGUGCGGCUUCUUCAAGCGAGCCCGCACUCGCGCCCUGUAUGAAGCUAAGAGGCAGAAGGCGGAGAUGAAGAGCCAGCCGUCCGAGACAGAAAGGCUGACCGACGACUACUGAGGGGGGCAGCCCCCCGCCCCCGGCCCACCCGGUGCAACUUCUUUAAGCGGACUCACUACUACCAGGUCAUGCCCAAGUACCACGCGGUGCGGAUCCGUGAGGAGGAGCGCUACCCACCCCCAAGGAGCACCCUGCCCACCAAGAAGCACUGGGUGACCAGCUGGCAGACUG
Molecule: messenger RNA, 3526 nt
Organism: Choloepus didactylus (southern two-toed sloth)
Lineage: Eukaryota; Metazoa; Chordata; Mammalia; Pilosa; Megalonychidae
Gene: ITGA3
Product: integrin subunit alpha 3
Exons: 27
Coding region: 206-3355 (1049 amino acids)
Biological process (GO): integrin-mediated signaling pathway; leukocyte migration; cell-matrix adhesion
Cellular component (GO): external side of plasma membrane; integrin complex
Molecular function (GO): integrin binding
Source: RefSeq, a predicted model, not a curated record